Molecule: messenger RNA, 9009 nt
Organism: Ectocarpus siliculosus
Lineage: Eukaryota; Phaeophyceae; Ectocarpales; Ectocarpaceae
Source: the annotation of a GenBank genome assembly
AUGGCGACGCCUCCACCUAGGAACUCCUUCGCCAGUGUCGGAGACACUGGGGGGCUGAGAGAAGGCAGACGCAGCAGUUUCGUGGCAACGACCCCACUGGCAGAAACGGCGGGCAGUGCUGGCCCGGGGGCAUCGGAGCCUAAGCGAGGUCUGUUCAACGACGGGAGCCCUUGGGUGGGGGGGCGCGCAGAGUCGCCUUCGACGGCGGCGUCCCCUCUGCCGGCGACCCGCGGGGAGACCAGCCACUUCCGACGCGCGGAGGAGCUGUGGAGGAAGGCCUCCAAGGCCCGUGAGGGAUCCCGCCGCCGCACGAUGGGCGCGGCGCCUACGCUCGAGCAGCGCAUGGCCUGGCGCAGGGAGCAGGAGGAGGAGGAAGCACAGAAGGACGACGGCGGCGAGGGGGAGGAAGGGAGGAGGAGGCGCAAGGUGCGGUCUCAGCAAGAAGAACGAGAGAACGGCUGCCUCCCCCCCCGUUCUCCUCGUGUGAACGGAGCAGCCGACACCGCCAAGCCGCUGCCCGCCGAGGGCGGGGUUAGUCCCCGGGCUCCCGGCAAGGGGGGGCUGGGUACCCCCCCUUUGCCGCCAGGAACCCAAGGAGCCGUUGCCGCGCCCCCCGCGCCUGCUGCUGCUGCUGCUGCUCCCGGGCGCGAAGGAGACGGGGGCGCUUGCAAGCACCUAGAGGGGGCGCCGGAAGUUCGAAGCCAGGGCGGGGAAGGGGAGGUACUGGAUCGGGGGGCGGUACGGGCGAAGGUGGUGGCCAUCUACGAGGAACACAACAGAGACAAGCUUCAUACGGUGGAUGAAACCCUGGAUAAGUACGAGGGGAAGUGGGCCGUCAUGCUAAAGCGAUUGGAUGAGAAAUAUGUGUCAGCUACAGGCCUUCCUCCCGCUUCCGGCAACGGCCCGUUGUGCUUCAUGGAUAUCGAGGUGGGCGGGGAGGCCGUUGGGAGGUUGGUGUUCCGGCUCUUCGCCGACAAGACCCCCAAGGCUGCGGAGAACUUCCGCGCGCUCUGCACGGGGGAGAAAGGACGCGGGCUUCGUUACGAAGGAAGCGCCUUCCACAGGAUCAUCCCCGGUUUCGUGGUACAGGGAGGCGACUUCACCAGGGGGGACGGCCGUGGGGGAAAGUCCAUCUACGGGGACAAGUUCGAGGACGAGCCGUUCAUGCGACACCACAAGCUGGGACUGCUGAGCAUGGCCAACAAGGGCGCGAACACCAACAACAGCCAGUUCUUCAUCACCCUCAAGGCUGUUGCCCACCUGGACGGGAAGCACGUGGUGUUUGGGGAAGUGGAGAGCGGGAUUAAGGUGCUAGACCGCAUGAAAUCGGUGACGCUGCUUGAGCCCAAGAGGGACGGGAAACCGGCGUCGGACCAGCGGGUGGUAAUCUCCCGCUGCGGGCAGCUCAAGGAGGACGGAACCGAAGUUGAGCGCGCAGCCACCCCAGCUAGUGUCCCGCCGCCCACCGGGGGUAUGUUCGCGUCCUCUAGUCCGGCGACCCCCCUCGCCUCCGCCGCGGUCUUUGGCCGGCCAUCGAACCUCGGCACCCCGUCCGCGGCAACGACGGGGUCGAGUUUCUCAUCGACAGGCUUCGGAGGCGCCGCAACUACUCCAGUCUUUGGGGGCGCCGCCGCGAGCUUUGGGAACGCCGCCGCGAGCUUUGGGGGUGCCGCCGCGAGCUUUGGGAACGCCGCCGCGAGCUUUGGGGGUGCCGCCGCGAACUUUGGGGGCGCGGCCGCAAGCUUUGGGGACGGUACCGUAGGCGGCGGGUCCGGUGGCGGUGGCGGGGGAAUCUUCGGGUCUGGGCCGAAGACCCCGGCGGUUCCGUCGUUCGGCCAAGCUGGCGCUGCCGCUUCCCCGGUGGCUGCUCAAAGCGAUAGCAAGAGGACGGCCGCCGCGCCUUCCACGAGCGGCGGCGGCGGCGGCGGCAGCAAGGAUGGCUUCAGCACCCCCCCCGUCCACAACCGCUACUUUGCGACCCCCCCGCGCGACCUCUCCGCGGUGGCGGCUCGGGUGGCCACUCUCACGCCCUCGUCGGACCGGCGGCGGAGCGGCUCCAGCCCGAGGCCCCACGGCGGCGCGGCGGGGGCGGCGUUCGACCGGCUGGACGACGCGGGCACCGGGUGGGUCGGCCGGGAGGAGUUUGAGGCCCUCGUCGGCAGCGCCGGGCUGCCGUUCGAGACGGAGAAGCACGGGCAGGCCCUGCUGAAGCUGUGCGUCCCCCGGCUCCCCCGCGACCGGUUCCUGGAGUGGUACGCGGGCGCGAGGAGGGAGCAGCGAGAGGCGGCGGGCGCGGCCGGGCCCGCCGGCGAGGCCGCCGUGGGCUCAGGAGGACGACCGCCGCGGUCGAGAAGCGGCAGCGGCAACAGCAGUAGUGCCGUCCCAGCAGCAGGAAAACCGAAAGCGGCUGCGGUCGAUGCGCCGGCGGUGGCCGACCAGGGUGGAAGCGGCGGCGGCGGCGGCGCUGCUGGCGUUGUGCGCGAAACCGGUUCCGGCGGCACAUCCUCGGACAAGGAGGACGAUGCCGACGCUGAUGCCACUGACGAGAGCGGGGACGAAGAGGAGCGCAGGGAGGAGAAGGCCAAGGCCGAGAAGGCUUUCGCGGAGGUCGACGGCGCCGCCAAGGGGUGGCUGGAAGAGAGCCAGUUCGAGGCCCUGAUGGAAGCGGUCGGCACCACCUACGCCGUGGAGGACCACAAGCCGAAACUGUUGGCGAUCUGCACGGCCGGCCGGUUGGAGAGGCAGGCGUUCUUGGCAUGGUACAUGGACUGGCUGUUCGGCGAUGAGGAGUCAUCGGACGAGGAGGGGGGGGAAGGGGACGAGAGCAGCCCCAACACCGUCGGGCGAGCACCGAAGGACGCCGGGUUUGCUGCUCUGGUGAGGCGCCAGGCGGGUGGGUGGAAGUGCGCCGCGUGCUUGGUGUCUAACGCCGAGGCGGCUUUGAAGUGCGCGUCGUGCGAGGCCGUAAGGCCGGGGCAAGAGGGUAAGGUGGCGGCGUCUGGCGUGUUAGGUGGGGCAGGCAUCUUUGGAGGGUCGGGCAGCGGGCCUAUGGGUGGGUUUACCUUUGGUUCGCCUGUCCCUCCCGUUGCCAAGACGGCCACGGCGUCUUCAACUGCGGUGGCCAGCAGCAGUGGCGGGGGGUUUUCCUUCGGAGCUCCUUCUGUCGUCGCAGGGGCUACACCGUCACCCGCCGCCUCGUUGCAGCCUAGCGCGGGGACCAACGCAGCGGGAGGAUUUACGUUUGGCGCGCCGGUGACGGCGAAGUCGUCGGCCUCAGCGCCCACCGCAGGAACCCCCACCGCUACGAUUGCGUCGGCCAGUAAGGCCGAGGUGGAGCUAACAGAAUCUCCUGAUAACACCGACGGUAGUAGUGACAGCGACGGCGAUAGUGGAGACGAGGAGGAGCGUAAGGAAGAACAGGCCAAGGCGGAGACGGCCUUCGACAAGGUGGACAACGCCGCCAAGGGGUGGGUGGAAGAGAGCCAGUUCGAGGCCCUGAUGGAAGCGGUCGGCACCACCUACGCCGUGGAGGACCACAAGCCGAAGCUGCUGAUGGUCUCUACGGACGGGCGGUUGGAGAAGCAGGCGUUCUUGGCGUGGUACAUGGACUGGCUGUUCGGCGAUGAGGAGUCAUCAGACGAGGAGGGGGAGGUUAAAUCCGGCGUGGCCGCUGAGGGAUCGAAGAUCGCCGGGUUUGCUGCCCUGGUGAAGAGCCAGGCGGGUGGGUGGAAGUGCGCCGCGUGCUUGGUGUCUAACGCGGAGGCGGCUGUGAAGUGCGUGUCGUGCGAGACGGUGAGGCCGGGGCAAGAGGGUAAGGUCGGGGCGUCUAGUGCGGUGGGUGGGGCGGGCAUCUUGGGAGGGUCGGGCGGCGGCCCCACAGGGGGCUUCACGUUCGGGGCACCAGUCCCUACCGUUGCCAAGACGGCGACUGCGGGUUCCACUGUCCCGGCUGAUAGCGGUGCCGGGGGCUUCUCGUUCGGCGCUCCUUGCGCCGUGGUAGGGGCUACAUCUUCAUCCGCCGCUUCGUCGAAGCCUAGCGCGGGGACCAACGCAGCGGGAGGCUUCACGUUUGGUGCGCCGGUGGUGACCGAAUCGUCGGCCUCAGCGCCCGCAGCAGGACCUUCCGCGGCUACGGUAGCAACAGCCAAGGUCGUAGUGGCCGAUAGCUCUGACGACGAUGGUGGCAGCGAUAGCGAUAGUGGAGACGAGGAGGAGCGCCGGGAAGAGAGAGCCAAGGCGGAGGCGGCCUUCGACAAGGUGGACAACGCCGCCAAGGGGUGGGUGGAAGAGAGCCAGUUUGAGGCCCUGAUGGAAGCAGUCGGCACCACCUACGCCGUGGAGGACCACAAGCCGAAGCUGCUGGCGAUCUGCACGGACGGGCGGUUGGAGAAGCAGGCGUUCUUGGCAUGGUACAUGGACUGGCUGUUCGGCGAUGAGGAGUCAUCGGACGAGGAGGGGGAGGUUAAAUCCGGCGUGGCCGCUGAGGGAUCGAAGAUCGCCGGGUUUGCUGCCCUGGUGAAGAGCCAGGCGGGUGGGUGGAAGUGCGCCGUGUGCUUGGUGUCUAACGCGGAGGCGGCUUUGAAGUGCGUGUCGUGCGAGACGGUGAGGCCGGGGCAAGAGGGUAAGGUCGGGGCGUCUAGUGCGGUGGGUGGGGCGGGCAUCUUGGGAGGGUCGGGCAGCGGGCCCACGGGUGGCUUCACGUUCGGGUCGCCCGUUGCUCCCGUUGCCAAGACGGCCGCGGCGUCUUCAGCUGCUCCGGCUGGCAGCAGUGGCGGGGGUUUUUCCUUUGGAGCCCCCUCCCCCGCCCCAGGGACUAUACCGUCACCCGCCGCUUCGCUGCAGCCUAGCGCGGGGACCAACGCAGCGGGAGGCUUCACGUUUGGUGCGCCGGUAAAGGCGGCCUCAGCGGCGGACACAGGAACUGCUACCCCUGCGAUAGUACCGGCCGAUAAGGCCGAGGUGGCGCCAACAGUAGUGGGCAACAACUCCGACGAUGAUAGUGAUGGUGCCAGCGAUAGCGAUAGUGGAGACGAGGAGGAGCGCAGGGAAGAGAGCGCCAAGGCGGAGGCGGCCUUCGACAAGGUGGACACCGCCGCCAAGGGGUGGGUGGAAGAGAGCCAGUUCGAGGCCCUGAUGGAAGCGGUCGGCACCACCUACGCCGUGGAGGACCAUAAGCCGAAGCUGCUGGCGAUCUGCACGGAUGGCCGGUUGGAGAGGCAGGCGUUCCUGACGUGGUACAUGGACUGGCUGUUCGGCGAUGAGGAGUCAUCAGACGAGGAGGGGGAGGUUAAAUCGAGCGUGGCCGCUGAGGGAUCGAAGGACGCCGGGUUUGCUGCCCUGGUGAAGAGCCAGGCGGGUGGGUGGAAGUGCGCCGCGUGCCUGGUGUCUAACGCGGAGGCGGCUUUGAAGUGCGUGUCGUGCGAGACGGCAAAGCCAGGGGAAGAGGGUAAUGUCGGGGCCGGCAUCUUGGGAGGUCCCAGCAGCGGGUCUGCGGGUGGGUUCACCUUCGGAACUCCGUGCAAUACCGCUGUGGCGGCGGCGGCCGAGGCGAGUAGGGUGUCUUCCACUACCGCUGUGGCAACAACCGCCGCGGGAGGCUUUUCCUUCGGAGUUUCGCCGCCCGCUCAAACCAGCGCAGCUCCCGCCGAGAAGCCGGAGAGUAAGCCUUGUGCUGGCUCGGGGGACACUGGAGGUGAUUCGGCCGGUGGCGCGGGCUUGACAAGCGGCAGCUCGACCGGCGGCCUCACGUUUGGGUCGCUGCCCGGCGCUGCGGCGGAUGAGCACGCGGUUGCGAUCAGCUCUGGCUCGUCGGUUGACGUCGGUGGCGGCGGAAGUGAUACUGGGAGCGAUAGCGGGGACGAGGAGGAGCGCAGGGAGGAGAAGGCCAAGGCCGAGAAGGCUUUCGCGGAGGUCGACAGCGCCGCCAAGGGGUGGGUGGAAGAGAGCCAGUUUGAGGCCCUGAUGGAAGCGGUCGGCACCACCUACGCCGUGGAGGACCACAAACCGAAGUUGCUGGCGAUCUGCACGGACCGGCGGUUAGAGAGACAGGCGUUCUUGGCAUGGUACAUGGACUGGCUGUUCGGCGAUGAGGAGUCAUCGGACGAGGAGGGGGAGGUUAAAUCCGGCGUGGCCGCUGAGGGAUCGAAGGACGCCGGGUUUGCUGCCCUGGUGAAGAGCCAGGCGGGUGGGUGGAAGUGCGCCGUGUGCUUGGUGUCUAAUGCGGAGGCGGCUUUGAAGUGCGUGUCGUGCGAGACGGUGAGGCCGGGGCAAGAGGGUAAGGUCGGGGCGUCUAGUGCGGUGGGUGGGGCGGGCAUCCUGGGAGGGUCGGGCGGCGGGCCCACGGGUGGCUUCACGUUCGGGUCGCCCGUUGCUCCCGUUGCCAAGACGGCCGCGGCGUCUUCAACUGCUCCGGCUGGCAGCGGUGCCGGGGGUUUUUCCUUCGGAGCUCCCUCGCCUGCCUCAGGGGCGACACCGUCACCCGCCCCCUCGUCGAAGCCUAGCGCGGGGACCAACGCAGCGGGAGGAUUCACGUUUGGUGCGCCGGUGGCGGCCAAGUCGUCAGCCUCAGCCACCGACAUAGCGCCUGCUCCUGGCGUGGUGUCCGUCGAUACGGUCGAGGGCGAGCCCGCACUUGUGGCCGACGGCUCGGACGUCGACAGCGAUAAUGAUAGUGAGGACGAGGAGGAGCGCAGGGAGGAGAGGGCCAAGGCCGAGAAGGCUUUCACAGAGGUCGACAGCGCCGCCAAGGGGUGGGUGGAAGAGGGCCAGUUCGAGGCCCUGAUGGAAGCGGUCGGCACCACCUACGCCGUCGAGGACCACAAGCCGAAACUGCUGGCCAUCUGCACGGAUGGCCGGUUGGAGAGGCAGUCGUUCUUAGCGUGGUACAUGGACUGGCUGUUCGGUGAUGAGGAGUCAUCGGACGACGAAUGGGGAGAAGGGGACGAGAGCAGCCCCAACGCAGUCGGACGUGCGCCGAAGGACGCCGGGUUUGCGUCUCUGGUGAAGAGCCAAGCAGGUGGGUGGAAGUGCGCCGCGUGCUUGGUGUCUAACGCCGAGGCGGCUUUGAAGUGCGCGUCGUGCGAGACGGUGAGGCCGGGGCGAGAGGGUAAGGUGGCGGCGUCUGGCGUGUUGGGUGGGGCGGGCAUCCUGGGAGGGUCCAGCGGCGCGUCCGGAGGAGGCGGGGGUUUCGUGUUCGGGGCACCGGUUCCGGGUGCGGCUUCGGCGGCGCCAGCCGCGGCGACAUCUUCAUCGUCCACAGAGAACAGGGACGAACGAGAGGUCGCAGCCAAGGCGCCCCCUACGGGGUGCUCAGUGCCGGCCGAGGGGCCCCGCGGGAGACGAAAUGGGGGGGGCGGAGCGGCGGCGGCGGCGGCGGCGACCGCAGGCUUGGCUAGCAAGGGAGCAGACCCUCCCGCCGGUGAGGGAGGUGCUGCCGGGGGCUUCACGUCCCCGACGCCGCGGGUCGUCGCGACGGCGCCAAGCCGAGACGGUGGCGGCGUUGGCGGCGACGGCGGCGGGAGCCACUUCUUCGGCCCGGGCAGCAGGGGCGAGGUGGAUGCGCAGGGCGAGGGUGUUCCGGACGCGGGAAGCAGCCCCCGGGCGGGAGGAAUACUUUCGCCGAGGGCUUUGGAAAACCUCACGCCUAGGUCUCGGGCCCGCAGGCGGGCGAGCGCGUCGGUGAAGCUCCGGAGGGGAUCAAUCGGGCCGGCGGCUGGGCAGCACAAGACGGCGUCAAUCGGAGGGCUGGGCGGCGGUAACGCAGCUAUUGUUUCUGUCGGCGGCGGCGCAGGCGCAGGCGCAGGCGCAGGCGCAAGCGCCGACCACGAGGAGACUGGGACGAAAGAGGAGGAGGAGGACGGGCCGUCCCUGUUCGGCGGAGAGCCCAAGCUCUACUGAUGAUCGGUUCCGCCCCAUGCUGUCUCCGAAGGGGGGGCGUAACGCCGCUGGUAAAUAGUGGUGAUGCUCGGAGCUAGGCCGAGGCUCGACCUAGAGGGUCUGGUGCGGCACCAGCGGCAGAGCAGACGCGGUGGUGGGUGUUUGCGGCCUUGUGGCGGGUUCUGAAACAAGGAGGCGUUGGGACAGGAACGGGGAGGUCGUGAGGGACGAGAGUCUUUGAUGUCGGAGCGAGCUGGCGGCAACGAGAGCCGGCGGCGGCGGCGGCCAACGCGGUGGCGCCGGCCUCCGCAAGACGGGCUCAGGGGCCAAUAGUUGGUUCAUCUUUAAACUGUAGAGAUAGGUGGUUAUAGGCGCAGAAGAGAGGGUUGAAAGCACGUUUGGUGUUCGAGGUAGAGGAUAGCUAAGUCUCCAGGUCGAACCCAUGUUUGUUCGAGGGCGUUGGCAACCUGCUGGGACAGUCUGCCCGAGAGGACCGGGAAGGGAGUGGAGAAGAGCGCCUACAGAGAUUGGUGCCCUCCGAGGGCAGGGGCAAGGGGUAGGCGUUGGACCCCGUGAGCUGAGAGCGGAAGGUGGCCUCUGCCCAUCCCGUCCAUCAUUGGAGAAGAAGAUAGAUGUUCAUCUGUUCACGCAGCACACACUAUCAAAUCAAUUAUCGAUUUUACAGGCAGUUCGUUUCACAAUCACACGUUUGUGUCCAGUCGCUGUUGCGGUUUAGAGCGGUUCUUGGUCGGUUUUCCCGGUUGUAACGUUGUAACCAGUAUAGUAUGCCGAAACGGUAUAUCAAGUGUUGUUGCGUUUCGUACGGCAAUUUGCCGUGUGGCCUAUGUACAUGUAGCCGUUGCUCGAGCUUGUAUUUUUGUUUGUUUCCCGUUUGGCGGUUUCUCGGCAAACCCCUGAUGAGCAUGCGAUUUAGUCACAUCCUUCCCUUCAAUGGGGGGACAGAGCAUGGCGCGAAUUAGGCACAUGACGUCGGGAAGAACCUGCUGGCUUCUCUUUCUUUGGCUGCAUGCCGGUGGUUUUAAGCAGUUUUUGCGGAUAGAGGGCGGGGAGAAUGUGUUGCUGUUUUGGUGCGAGGAUUGGAAGUGUAAUGUGGUUGUGGGAUUCAGUCGAGCG